Messenger RNA from Podarcis muralis (Common wall lizard), 3087 nucleotides. It is a transcript of the gene TAF1B, whose product is annotated as TATA-box binding protein associated factor, RNA polymerase I subunit B. Gene Ontology annotation, biological process: RNA polymerase I preinitiation complex assembly; nucleolar large rRNA transcription by RNA polymerase I. Lineage: Eukaryota; Metazoa; Chordata; Lepidosauria; Squamata; Lacertidae. The record is from RefSeq and is a predicted model, not a curated record. Gene Ontology annotation, molecular function: RNA polymerase I core promoter sequence-specific DNA binding. Gene Ontology annotation, cellular component: RNA polymerase I core factor complex; RNA polymerase transcription factor SL1 complex.
AAAAACCCUGUCUGCUUUUCGCUCAGGGAUUUCUUUUUAGCAAAAAAGAGAAGGGGUGGUGGGAGGAGAGGAAACAGAAACAGCAUUUCGAGCAUCUUUGCUGCUUCUUUUUGCUUUGCUUUUCCCUUGCUAGAGCAGAGGAAGGGGGAAAUGUGCGCAAGCGGCAUCCCCGGAACGAAAAGGAUGGAGGCUUCGUUUCCCGGCCGGCUGCUGUUUUGGUGAGCUCGGCGGCGGCGGCGGCGGCGGCAGGAUGGUUGCUGCUACGGCGGAGUGGCGGUGAUCGCUCCGCGCGCCAUGGAGGAAGAGGACGCGAGAGACUACAAUGAACCUUGUGUACAGUGUUCUGACAUCAACUGGGGACUUACUGAAGAAGGAAAAUUUUACUGCAGAUCAUGCCACAAUGUUAUAGAAAGGACUAGAGAAGUUAUAACUGGUGAUGCUACUACAAAUGCCAGGGCACAAUCCAUCUCUAGAGGCUUAAAAAAGAAGAAAAAACUUGAAAGCAGCUGGGAAUGGUAUAUUUGUGAAGGCUUUCAAUUCAUUCUCUCGAAGCAAGCCGACGCACUGCAGGCUUUAGGAGUUUCUUCACAGUUCAAGGAUGACGUUUUGUGGAAGUUCUGGAGAAUCUACCUUCAGAAGAGCCAGCAAGCUUAUUGUGACAAGCCCCGCCGUGAAGUUGUGCGCGAUAUCUCGACGACGUGCGACUCGGAUACUGACGUCGACAGGGAGUUAGAAAUUACUAGAAUUCUUGGCUUGGCUUCCUCUGCAAGUGAUACAGAUGUGGUAUCCAAAUCUAGCAUGGGAGGUUUUUCUUCUACUAGCAAUUUAUCAGGAAAAUCUUUCUGGUCUGGAUCAGUGGAUGCUGGUUCAUAUUUACAGAAAAUGAAGAAAGGAGAGAUUAGAAUGUCAAUGCCGAUGACCCUGGCUUUCUGCUAUUUGGCAUUGCUCUGGUUGAGGGAAUCAAUUACAUUAUCACAUCUCUUAAGGCUGGUAAUGGAUGGCCACAUCCCUUACUUGAAUGCUUAUAAAGAUUUCCCAGAGGAGAUGAAGGUAUAUGGGACGGACUGCAAGAUCUUCCAUGUAAAGUCUUGGCCUGCGUAUGAAGAUGUUCACGAAAAGACGCAGGCCCUUGCUGUAUACCUGAAGCUACCUUGUUUUCCAGAUAUAGCAGAAGGCAGCUUCCUUCACCCGAACAUUCUGUGCAUGAAGUAUUUGAUGGAAGCCAACUUGCCUGAUGAUAUGCACAAGUGGACGUGCAGAGUGGUAAAAAAAACUGGCGUUGGUGAAGUGGACUUCCUGACACUUUGUCCUGAGAAUAAAUCAGCUCAGAAUGUGAAAUACGAUAUUCUUGCCGUAGCUGUGGUAGUCGUGGUGCUGAAAAUGCUGUUCUUGCUGGAUGACCAUUAUGAAUGGUUACUAGCAGACUAUGCCGAAGAGAGAAACAAAAGGAAAGAAGAAGGCUGUCCAGUGUUUGAUAUUCGGAAAUGGUACCUAGUUGUAAAGAAUGCUCUGGAUGUGGAGCAGAAGAAAUUUAACGAAGGAAGAAUCAGACAUUUAUGGAGAUGUGAGAAGCCACUAUUGUUUUUUGUCCAUGAAACAUAUGCUUUCCUCAAGAAAAGACAAAUGGUAGUGGACCUUCAAAGGCAGUUCCGAACACUGUCUGGUUCUGUGGAACCUGCUGAGAAGCGGAGCCCCUCAAGUUUCCAGCUAAACUGGACUGAGGAAAUAGAUUGUUUCCACGGGCACAGCCUGGUUGGGAUUUUGCAACCAAAAGGCGACACAUUAACAACUCUGAACAGAAAGUAUUGGUUGUGUACGACUGCACUGUGCAAACGGAAGACGUGUGGUCAUUUGGCAUACUUUAAAGAGUCAAAUUUUCCUCAUUCCUACCAGUUUGUUUUAAAUCUGUUCUCCUUCAUCCUGCGGGUGAAGCCCUCUCUCAUCCAUGAAGAAGUCUGUGCGAUUGAACAUAAACUCUUCUAUACAGAACUUCGUAAAACAUCCAUACUCUCCAAAGUUUGAAAAGGUGGAAAGCUUUAAAAACCAAAGACUUAUCUCAAGAGAGCGAAGACCUUCAGUAAGUGCAAUAACCUAUACGGAAAAUUCAUACUCAUUAAGUGAGAUUUACUGACAUCAUCACAUUAAGACAGAUGCAGCUGCUCUGCAAUUUGUUCGUACUUCAGAUGUCACAUUCCUAGUCCAGCUACCACAGUUUGUUGGAGCAGAAACAAAUUGGGCUGCUUCAUACAAAAAUACUUUAAAUCAGUUUCUCGUUUGCAUCCAGACUGGGAAGCUUUUAUUGCAAAGCACAUUUAUUAGAUUGAGAAUGCGAUGUCUGAAUUGGACCUUACAGUUUGUUGCAGGGUGAGUGAUAAUGUGAUCCACUAAACUAAACACUGUUUCCCCCCAGUGAUAUUGUAAAAUUUUCAGGUGUUUUUAUACAUUUUGAACUUCUUGUUCGCUAUUGUAACAACAAAAACAUAUUGACGUAUUUUGAAAUAAACCUCUUUUUUUUUCAAACGAAGUUGCCAUUUAGCAUUCCUAAUGCUGUGAUCCUACAAUCUGAUGGUACCUUACUGGUUUAUCAGUGGUGUUGGCUGCUCCAUGAGGCAGAGAGCCAUCUGCUUCAGGUGGCAAGUUCUGUGUUGCUUAACAUUGUAUUCCCUCCACACCCCAGUUUAGAAUAGGAUUUUUUUUUUUAACCUCAGGUGCUAAAAUGUAUUGAUUGGGCUUGCCCCUUUGUGGAAUUCCUUUAGUUCUUUGGAGAUUUGUAAUGGCAUAGGAAUGUAGCCUAAUAGUAGUGAAUAAAACAAAUUAUUGCGUAAAUCUCCAGUCCUGUUACAGUGAGCAUUUUACCUUUAAUCCAGCCCAAUCUUAAGGCCAGCUAAGUGUAGUUACAGCUUUGAAAGCCAAAGUUCUUUGCCUGUCUGCAUCAGCAGUGUGUUGUCUCUAAUGCUUCAAAGAAGUAAGGUUCAGUGCACCAAUCCUGUUGACAUUUUGACUUCAUUGGGUGGUUAAAACAGAACGCUUUGGGUUGUUUUGUGUUUUUUGUGUCUUUUUCACAAUAAAAAAUGUGAUAGACUUGAA